Molecule: messenger RNA, 2376 nt
Organism: Myiozetetes cayanensis
Lineage: Eukaryota; Metazoa; Chordata; Aves; Passeriformes; Tyrannidae
Gene: CENPN
Product: centromere protein N
Exons: 11
Coding region: 165-1205 (346 amino acids)
Biological process (GO): CENP-A containing chromatin assembly; chromosome segregation
Source: RefSeq, a predicted model, not a curated record
CUCGCCGCUCCGCUCGGUCCCGCCGCUCCCGCUGCUUCGACCGCUCCUCUCAGUUCUGCUGCUCUGCUCGGCCUGGGGCUCUCUGCGCGCCCGUGCCCGCUGUCUGAGGGCACUCACCGGACCAGACAGGCAGGAACAGCCCUGGCUUUCCAGGUGGCUCCAUCAUGGACGAAACUGUGGCUGAGUAUAUCCGCAGGACUGUGCUGAAAAUCCCCCGGGAUGAAAUCAAGAUGAUGCUGCAGAAGUGGGGCUUUCUCUCUGAGGAACAGCUGCAGACCCUCAACUUCCAUCAGCUAAAGGAUAACAUUUCCCAAGAAGUUGUUCAGCUCUGUGAGGAGAAUUCUGCAGACAUAAAGCAAGCAGCUGUCCUAGACAUAAUUUACAACCACAUCUACCAAAAUAAGAGAAUGUGGAGUGUUUACCAGAUGAGAAAAACAGGAGAAGAACUGGAAUAUUUUGACUUAACAGAUUUCAAAAAGAAAUUUAAAAGGAGACUUCGGUCAACCUUGAAAAACGUCACCAUCACCUUCAGGGAAUAUGAGGACAAUGCCAUCUGGAUUCGAGUUGCCUGGGGCACACCCUACAGGCAGCCCAACCAGUACAAGCCCAGCUACGUCGUGUACCACUCGCAGACUCCCUACGUGUUCAUCUCUGCCUCGGUGCUCAAGAGCAACCUGCCCCUGCUGUGCCAGGCCCUGAUUGUUGCUUCCAAUUACCAUGACAUCCGUGAAAUGGAGCUUCGAAGUCAUUCUUUAAACUCCCUUAAAGAUAUUGUGUUUAAGAGAUAUAGCCAGAACUUCCAAACUUAUUGUCCAAAACCUCUCCAAGAAAGGGCUGUAGAACCAGAAAAUGUGGAUUUAAGGAUAAUUAAUGAAAACAGAAGUGAGAAAGAAAGAAUACACAGACUGAACCAGGAAGCUUUUGGUGAUGGUCCCCAACCAAUACUCCAGUUUGCACAAUACAAGCUUGAGACAAUGUUUAAAAGUAGUCCUCAAAUGGAUGUUUUGGAUAAAAGAGAACCAUUCAGAUGUCUGGUCAAGUUUUCUAGUCCACAUCUUUUAGAAUCACUGAAAUCCUUGGCACCAGCAGGUAUGGCUGAUGCACCACUUUCACCACUCCUUACAUGUAUACCACAAAAAGCUAGGAAUUAUUUUAGAGUAAGAGAGAAAAGGGGUUUAUCUCCAGAAAGUUUGGUAAGCCCUUAACGGAGAACCGAGUCAUAGAGAAAAAUGCAAUUUUUGUAUUACCGGUAUUAAUCUCAAUCAUCAUAAACUUUAAAACAGACCUUAAGAAAAUAACUUAUUCUUUGGUAAUACCUUACAUUUUUUUCCAAGUUAUGGCUUCUUUGAAUUAUUCUCCCCACAGUUGCCUUUGACAGAAAUGAGCCCUUCCCUUAACUAAUAAAAAACUCAAUCACAAAGUUUCAACAGAGAGAUCGUGGUUAUUGUAAAUGUAAAUGUAAUGACUGCUCCUAACUGUAUUUUUAACAGCAUUUGUGAAGUUAAAGCUUAAUGAAGAUGCAAUAACAGAGCUGUAGCUGCUCAGUUUGCUCUCAGAGCUGCAGGUGACUCCAAUAUUUUUGGUGGCCCUUCUUCUUGUGGCUCCAGUUGAGAAUGUCCCAUUCAGAUGGGUGGGACUCCCUGCCUGCAGGUCAGGCAGCUUUUUAUCCAAGCAGGGCAAGUUUGUAUUCCAAGACCAAUACAGGGCACAGGGAGGAAGGGACUCUUGGAAUGUGGAUGCCAGUAAAUACUUAAGAAGGAAAAAUCUAUCUUUGCUAUUAAUGUCUUAGGAAACUUUGUCUUGGAGGAAUACAAUGAAACAGGCAAUAUUUUCUUUAGACUCAUUUCAAUUAAUAUUUGAUCCUUCUGAAAUCCUUGCAUGUUGCCACUUUUUUGUGCUUGGGGACAAAGAUUGCAGGAUCAAGAUGGCAACAGUCACUAAGGCAAACAGCCUUGCACUGGAGUUCCUUGGAGUUGGUAAACUUUGGGAAUUGUAUAGAUAGUUGCUGCAUUGGUUUUUUUGAGAUGAAGUUGAUCCCAAGAUUCAGUUCUUGAGUCCAAGUGUUUCUCUUUAAUUCUGUUACCUGGACAGUUUUGUGUGUACUUUGUGUAAUGUGGAAUUUCCAAUUCACUUUGGAUACCUCAGUGCUCAGAGGCAGCCUUAUUUUGAGAGGUUGUAUGGGCGUGUUUUUGUUUUCAAACUGUAAAUAAACGUGUAAAUUAAGUCUUCUCAUAAAAGUUUGUUUGGCCUCACUUAAAAAUAUGACUUCUCACAUACUGAUGUUUGGUUUGGUUUUUUCUCUGUAACUCACUCUUUAAAAGAGCUUAGUUUAGGACUCUCUGCUUGUGAUAGGGUUUUUUAGGAAUUCCACCUGCG